Stylophora pistillata is the source of this 3590-nucleotide messenger RNA. RefSeq names its product VWFA and cache domain-containing protein 1. Gene Ontology annotation, cellular component: voltage-gated calcium channel complex. The record is from RefSeq and is a predicted model, not a curated record. Lineage: Eukaryota; Metazoa; Cnidaria; Anthozoa; Scleractinia; Pocilloporidae. Gene Ontology annotation, molecular function: voltage-gated calcium channel activity.
GUCUACCUUGGUAGUUACAAUAGUUAGGCCGCGAGAUCUCGUAAUUAUCCCUUUGUAAGAUUUAUGAAGGCAUCUUCGUAAAGAAUUAGGCCGAGAGGUCUGAAGUUUCAAGGGUUGGCGAGCGUGCCCUCGUACCAAGCGCACCACAUACGUGGUAAUGGCUCGAUUGGGAAUUUUCAUGUUGCUGAUCGUUUCAUUAUGCGAGCUUUCGUGGUUGAAUGACGUCUCAGCUUGGCUAGACGGAACGAAAUUAAGCCAAGCACUAACUAGACUGACUACAGAUGGACUUCGCAUCCCUGAAAUACAGGGUCAAAUUGAUAAGCUUGAGUUCCACGAGGAGUCGGUGAGUGGAGCAUCAAUUAUCCUCUCAUUAACUUCUGAAAUUGCCGAGAAAUUCACUGAGAGAUUUAAAGUAGUGCAAAGCCUCAAGCAAGCAGUGGAAGAAUCAUACAACAGAUCCCACACUUACUUUGGACAAUGGGAGUGUUGUCAAAUAGAGUAUCGUCCUAGUAACCUUGAAUAUGAUGCAAGAUUCCGUCAAAGGGUAGACGUCCAAAGGGCUUGCGUUAAGAUUUCAGGAACUGCCUCAAAGAAGCGUCGAUACUUGGACGAACUGGUUGUGAGCAAAAUGAAGCAAAUCUCUAAUGACUUUCCCUUUAUAAAAUGGCAAUUCUUUGGUUCAGCGGAAGGCAUGUUGACUCUGUUUCCAGCGUUUGGGGAUAAAGCGUCGUGUUCUGGAUAUGAUCCUCGAUUGAGGCCAUGGUACGUUGAAACUGCAAUACCAGAACCAAAGGAUGUUGUGCUAGUUGUAGACACAAGCGGUUCAAUAGGAACCAACCUCAUGAACAUCACCAAAGAAGCUGCAAAGAUACUUUUUUCCACAAUGAACCCUAGAGACCGAAUUGGAGUAGUUUCUUUUGGUACGGUCGCCUCAACGCCAGGAAAAUUUGGCAAGAACUGCUUCAGUGAACGCUUAGCGGAUGCAACUCCCUUAAACCUAAGAUAUUUGGAAGGCUAUCUAGAAAGUCUUAAAGCCCAAGGAGUAACCAAUUAUGCAAAAGCUUUCAGUGCUGCUUUCCGUUUGCUUAAAAACUCCUAUGAUGGUCCAGACAGUACCAGGAAAUUGAUGAUUUUUUUUUUAACGGACGGCUUGCCUAGCGACGACAAGGCAAAUAUAAUGCGAACAAUUAAGGAAAGCAAUGCCGAACUGCACAAUAAGGUAGUGAUCAUGACAUACGGGAUGCUGUUCGCUAAGAAGAUACUCCUCGACAUUGCAAACCAAGAUGGCACCUCCUAUGGAGUCGACAAGACACAAAAUGCGAUGGCUGGAAAUUUUACUAGUAUCGAUGACACAACGAAUCUAAGGAACACCAUGGGAAAGUAUUACGACUUCUUCUUCAAAAGUGGAGCCAGUUACAGACCCAUUAUUUCGGUUCCUUACAUAGACGCUUUUGGAACUGGGCUCUUAACUACAGUUGCACUACCUGUGUAUCACGAGAACAAGUUCAUCGGUGUGGUGGGUACAGACGUCAGCAUGGAAGAUAUUCAGUACCAAAUUAACUACCUCCAAAGAGGACAAGCAAGUUAUGCUUUUAUGGCAAAUAGUUUUGGAAGGGCCAUGUUACAUCCCCUUCUUCCAGCCCCCUUAGGCGCCUUUGAGGACCCCAUUUUCAUAGACAUAGCUGACUUGGAACCAGAGCCGCAGUUUCGUGACAUUGUUAAAUCUAUCAUGCGGGGUGGUGACGGAAACAAAACUUUUGUGUCAAAACAAUUUCUGGCGCGUGGAGGUAAAGUUGCAGAGGGAGUCAGAGUUGUAGAGUUGUAUUCAACCUACUACUGGAAAUCAAUUCCGGAAACCAGUUUUACUGUUGGAAUUGUAGUUCCUGUCGGUGACAGCGAAGGAACCUUGGUCAACCAAACAAUCUCCCCAGCUGCAAAGUUUGUUUACCAUCGUUUGGACCUUGUCAAACUUGGAGAGCCCUGUGUCCAUUUCACAAGAUAUGCUUCCAAAGACGCAGUUGUGAAAUUCAGUGCUGAAGCCUUUACAGAUCCAUACAACUACCUUGGUUCGAGUGAGACUGCGUCUACUGUAGCUGCGUACCAGAAGUUUCUUAAACAAACAAAUGCACGUAACCCUGGAUUUAAGCUUGGCAUACGGGACACAGUUAGAGCUACACGAAUGGUCGAAGAUAUCUGGAUUCAAGGGUCAGAAGGUUACAUGAGAUACCUGGUUCGACAAUACAUUGGAACAAAAAAUGGCGUAUUUUUACUAAGACCUGGAACCUUGCUAGCGAAGUCAUUUGAUCCAACCAAACGUCCAUGGUACAACUCAGCUAUAAGUAACAAAGGAUUAAUUACCUUAACAACCCCGUUUAUGGACGCUGAUGGAGCAGGACCAGUUAUAAGUGUGGUUCACAGCCUUUAUUUUGGAAAACGAAACAACACCAACGAUCAUGUCUUUGGAGUCACUGGAGCUGACAUUCCACUUUCCUACUUCACGAGACUCUUGAGAGAUGGCUAUCCCGAGUGCAAAAGCGGCAACCAUACUUGCUUUUUGCUGGAUGCAGCUGGUUUUCUUAUCCUUUACGAUGAUUUUCUAUUUCCUAAUGCGUCUGCAAAAACAGUGGAGUAUGUUCAUAUCACCGAGAAAGAUAAAGACUUGGCCGAAGAUCUCAUAAACAGGAGAUUUAUGAAGAGAAAGAAGUGUCGAGAUUUAAGAAAGCUGAAACUGGAACUAUUUUAUGAAUUUCAGCUGCCGAGUCAGGGUGCAAACACAUUAUUUAACGGAAAACGUUGUAGAAGGUACCAACUUUCCCAGUUAGACGGAAGCAAUAUCAUUUUAGGUAUCAAAUUGCGAGAAAGAAACUGCCCGACGAAGCCUUGCACCUGCUCUGGCGAUGGAAUGUGCUCCAGAAAAACUGAGUUGACUUGCCAGUGCCCAUGUUCUUCAGAACUUAGCUACGAUCAUUGUAGAAACGCAUUUCUCUCCAAUAGAUUUCCUCUUUGUCCCCCGUCAAGAGGUAUUUUGUCCACCGAAAACGUUACCGAUCUGCCUACAACAGGAUUACCAAAGUGUUUUAAUCCACGUUGCGUCACUUAUCCGGACUGGGAAUCCUGUGUCGGGGUCGCAGGUUGCUACUGGUGUGUACGCGACAAAAGAAGCAAACCUCUUACAACCAAAUAUUGCGCUGACAGAAGUGUUUGCUACGGCGGCAUGGAGGUUUCAGUCGUAGAUUCAAUAGACUAUCCAAAGAAGAACCACAAUAAAACAAACGACGAUAGGAAAGGACUGCCGAAAGGAGCUAUUGCAGGCAUUGUUGUCGGAUGCCUAUUUCUGUUCAUUAGCAUCAUUGGUUGUGUAAUUUUCUAUCACAAGUAUUGCCAUUAUUAUGCUAUUGGAGACUCGCCUGAUGUUCAGCUCGAGCCUUCUGCACCUCCAUGCGACAAGCUGUUCUCGUAGUUGAAUAUAAUCGACAUAUAGGCUUCCAUUUUGGUAGAUCCCUGUGAGAAAGGUGGUGUUUAACAAUUGGUUCAUGCUUUAGCACGCACUAUCGAAUUAUGGAGCACGCGGGAAGUUUGGAGAGCACGGU